AUGGCAAGAACUAAGAACACUGCACGUAAAACAACUGGAGGUAAAGUUCCAAGAAGAAUGAUCUCACAAAAGACUGGACCAAUGGAACACCUCAAGAAUGCCAAUCUGAAUAUCAGUGGAGGUAUAAAGAAAACACAUAGAUAUAAGCCAGGAACAGUUGCACUCAGAGAGAUCAGAAAGUACCAAAAGACAAGUGAAUUGUUGAUUCGUAAACUUCCAUUCCAACGUUUGGUGAGAGAGAUUGCUCAAGAAUUUAAAACUGAUUUGAGAUUCCAAUCAUCUGCAAUUGCUGAUGCAUUACAAGAAGCUUCUGAAGCAUAUCUUGUUGGUUUGUUUGAAGAUACUAAUUUAUGUGCAAUCCACGCUAAAAGAGUCACCAUCAUGCCAAAAGAUAUGCAAUUGGCAAGAAGAAUCAGAGGUGAAAGAGCUUAA
Messenger RNA from Heterostelium album PN500, 432 nucleotides. RefSeq names its product histone H3. Gene Ontology annotation, molecular function: protein heterodimerization activity; structural constituent of chromatin; DNA binding. The record is from RefSeq and is a predicted model, not a curated record. Bases 1 to 432 code for a protein of 143 amino acids. Gene Ontology annotation, cellular component: nucleosome. Lineage: Eukaryota; Evosea; Eumycetozoa; Acytosteliales; Acytosteliaceae. The transcript has 4 exons.